AUGGAUGCCGUUGAUGACAACCACCAGGCGCCGCAUCUAGCCGACUUUGCCGGCAACAACGAGGCGGACCGAGAACAGAUCGAUGCCGCAGCAAUAAUGAAUGAUGCAAAACUCGCAACAACUGGUGCUGGUGUGUGGGAACGUCAGCUCUUUCGGUUUCAUCCAUACCACGGCUCUAACAUACGAUUAGAUGACGAUGCGACAGUCGCCUUUCGGCGCACCAGCUUCGCCGAUGCACUCACAUUCUCCGAGCGACCGUUGGCGCCCGGCGAAAUCUUUCUAGUGGAGAUUGAGAAAAUUGAACGCGGCUGGUCGGGCCACAUGCGACUGGGCCUUACGGAGCUGACACCGAAUGUCAUCGGCAUGCGCAGCGAGGGAUUACCUCAUUUUGCACUGCCCGACUUGGCCAAUUUGGGCAACAGCUGGAUAUAUCCGAUCUCAAAAUUCGAGAUGAAUCAACGUCAGGAGCAAACCGGCGAAAAUGUGGAGCUCAUUCCAAAUGAGCCGCCACAUCGUAAUUUACUGGGCGAUGCAACGCAUGUACGUACGCCGCGUGGAUUACUGCCCAAGCGGCUGUUGCGACCCUCGAUGGACAAUGGCAACUCCGAUAUACUGCUCACCGACAGAGGCUCACGCAUUGGCAUUAUGUAUGUGCCCACGGAGAAUGACGCAUCCCAGGGCGAAUUGCACUUCAUUAUCAAUGGCGUGGACAGAGGACCAGUCACCAAGGAUAUACCACUAAAUAGGUCACCUUUAUAUGUUGUUAUUGAUGUUUAUGGCACAACCAAGCAAAUACGCAUCAUACAGUUGGAGGGCAUUCUGUCCUUGCAAAGUGCUUGUCGCAAUGUUAUACUGGAGCACAUCGCAACUGGCGCCAUUGCGCGGCUGCCGCUGCCGGAGAGCAUCAAGCGUUUCUUGUUGCGCCGAGAUUAGGAACUGAGAGACAAGGCACACAGUCACAGACACACUUUAUGUAAUAGAGUGUUGUUUGUGCAUGAGCGUGCGUCGUGAUAGCCUGUUUACCCAUUUAUAUAUUUUAUACGCAUCGUAGGCAGCUGAAGUGCCGUUCAUUGACUUUUCAUUCCUCACAAGCGCCUCUGGCGUACACGUUGCUUGCCCGUCCCUCCCCAUCCUCUCAGCCUGCCGUGCUCAAUAAAAAGGUGGCUCUCAAGUGGGGGAGACAAACUGUUGCUGUUUCUCCGACGGCUCAACGGUGUUGAUGGAUAUUUCAAACGAAUUUGUAUUUUUCAUUCUGUAGAUAUAGCUUAUAAUACUUUGGUUCCGUGAUACCAGUUCUUUAUAUUUAUAUUUUAUAUAUGUAGAAUAUUUUUUGAAAGCAUCACAUGUAUUUUACUCAAUUCCCCGUCUAAUUACGUACAUACCAAUGAAUAUGUACAACUCGCUCUGCUUAAACAUAAAGAACGAAAGAAACCGAACCCUAUUUAAAUUCGCAAAAGCCGUAUCUCAAAAACCAAGCACCGAUCUGCCUUUUAUGCCGUUUCGGUCUAUCCCAGGGCGACUUCCGUUUCCGUUAUGUACCUUUAAGAAUAUUGUUGCUAAAUGUAAUGUAAGAUAUAAUUACAAUAUUGUAGCAUGUAAAUUCUAUGUAAUAACACGAUAUAAUAUAAUAAGGGAUAAAAGUGUAUGUGCAUUGUAUGUAAUAAAGACAUAAUAUAAUAGGACCUAAA
Drosophila montana is the source of this 1688-nucleotide messenger RNA. Its product is annotated as neuralized-like protein 2. The record is from RefSeq and is a predicted model, not a curated record. NCBI's taxonomy places the organism in Eukaryota, Metazoa, Arthropoda, Insecta, Diptera, Drosophilidae. Gene Ontology annotation, molecular function: ubiquitin protein ligase activity. The transcript is spliced from 4 exons. Gene Ontology annotation, biological process: intracellular signal transduction. The coding region runs from base 1 to 933 and encodes 310 amino acids.